Molecule: messenger RNA, 975 nt
Organism: Exophiala aquamarina CBS 119918
Lineage: Eukaryota; Fungi; Ascomycota; Eurotiomycetes; Chaetothyriales; Herpotrichiellaceae
Exons: 4
Coding region: 1-975 (324 amino acids)
Molecular function (GO): protein binding
Source: RefSeq, a predicted model, not a curated record
AUGGCGGCUGUUCGCCUAGAUCCAGCGACGCUGGACGUUCUUCCAAAUGAGAUUAUGGUCUCGAUCCUAUCGACCUUCGAAACCCACCAACUGCUGGUGUGGGUGGUUGUGUCGCGACGAUUCCACUCGCUGAUCCUGCGAAUCCUGCAUUUCCGCCUGCUCCUCGCCGCAGCCCUGCCCGACUGUAAACUCAUCCUCGAAGCGUACCAUCCGAGCCGGACCUCGGGCGGCAACACAUACCUGUACUGUACAUAUCUGGGCACGGACGGCCUCAGCUCCAAGCACGAAGGGCAAGGCAGCCUGUAUGAAGAUUGCGCCAGCGAGGAAGGGCGACUCGCCAAAUUGGGCGCAUUAUACAGCCGGUUCCGGCCGGAGCGACCGAGCGUGACGGCGUCAAUGCCCUUGCGCCGCAUCGCGGGUGCCGCACCAGUGCAGUUGCCCACAGGGGAGACCAGUCAGCCCAUAUAUGCAGACAGCGGAGACGGAGGGUCGACCAAAGUCUCGCACAUCUUGAACCUCGACGCCGACGAACUGUUCGGCCAGUUCUGCGCAUAUCCGCAGCUGGUGCGCUUUGGGCCUAGGAGAGGCGUCUUCCUCAGCAGUGCGCACAUCGUCCAGCACGGACAGGGCGUCAUGCGGGUGUGGAAGCAGUGGCUGCAGGACAGAGCGCUCGAAACUGCAACCAUGACUUACCCCACCAUCGGCGCAGACAAGAACAUCCUCUGGACAGACUAUAAAAAGAACGUCGGCCUGAGGGUCGCAAUCCGCGAACGCGAAGGCCGUCUCUACGCCACGAGCCCCGACGAGUAUAACGACUCGCCCAUGAGUUUUGUCAUCGAGAUCCAAGAAUUGGUGGUCCGCACCACCCACCUGAUGCUCGCAGUGGAGAGCUUCAUGCAGGACCAGGACAAACGAACAGGUAAAGCUCUUAUUUUUGGAAAUUUUGCCACCGCAGCCUUGUCCAUGGGCACGUGA